This is a messenger RNA of Dipodomys spectabilis (banner-tailed kangaroo rat), 438 nucleotides long. RefSeq names its product cellular retinoic acid binding protein 1 (gene Crabp1). The record is from RefSeq and is a predicted model, not a curated record. Gene Ontology annotation, molecular function: fatty acid binding. The transcript is spliced from 4 exons. Gene Ontology annotation, biological process: fatty acid transport. Lineage: Eukaryota; Metazoa; Chordata; Mammalia; Rodentia; Heteromyidae. Gene Ontology annotation, cellular component: cytosol; nucleus. The coding region runs from base 1 to 414 and encodes 137 amino acids.
AUGCCCAACUUCGCCGGCACCUGGAAGAUGCGCAGCAGCGAGAAUUUCGACGAGCUUCUCAAGGCUCUGGGUGUGAACGCCAUGCUGAGGAAGGUGGCAGUGGCCGCAGCGUCCAAACCCCACGUGGAGAUCCGCCAGGACGGGGAUCAGUUCUACAUCAAGACAUCGACCACCGUGCGCACCACCGAGAUCAACUUCAAGGUGGGGGAAGGUUUCGAGGAGGAGACGGUGGACGGGCGCAAGUGCAAGAGUCUACCCACUUGGGAGAAUGAGAACAAGAUCCAUUGCACACAGACUCUUCUUGAGGGGGACGGCCCCAAAACCUACUGGACCCGCGAACUGGCCAACGACGAGCUCAUCCUGACAUUUGGCGCCGAUGAUGUGGUCUGCACAAGAAUUUAUGUGCGGGAGUGAAGGUGGAGCGGAUGCGGCUUUCCC